AUCUUCUCUUUAUCAACGCCUUGGUCUCUUCCUCAGGAAGUGCACGUGCCUAAGAUCAAUUAGUUCUUGUCCUUUUAACCUCUGGCUGGGGUCUUUCUGUCCCUGAACCUCACUAGGGUCUAAAGGAGUUCUGUUUGGGGGUUCUAGCCUCAUGAUUUGGGGGAAGGGGGCAUUCCUAAGCCAAGGAACCUGUUCUAAAAGGAGAUCGAAGCCUGCUGGACCCAAAAACGUAAGAGGCAAUUGAGAUGCUUGGGAGGAGCUUGAUUCAAAAGAAAAAAAAAAUAAUGCUCUUUUUCUGUUCUCUUUCCAUGAAAAUUCAUCCAGUGAUCCCAAGGAAAGCUCUAAAGAGAAGCUAUGACUGUGUGGACGGUGACUUGGACUGUUACGACCUGAGAGGCCGGCGGAACGCUUUCCUCAUGUGUGUGAAGAAGAACAGGCCAGGGUCUGACCGGGAUGUUGUUCUAAUGAACCAAUGGCUUAGCCAGUGCCAGUUUGAAUAUACGUCUUGCAUCGACCCUGACAAAAAGGAGUUACUUGAAAAACUAACAUCAUUUCGUGAUGGAUUAAAUGAAAUUAAAGAUGAAAUUAGCUGUUGCCUUGUCACUCUUAUGUCCCAUGGAGAAAAAGGCUCUCUUAAAAUAAGAGAUGAUGAAAGAGUCAGCCUGGAAGAGAUUUUUGAAAUGUUUAAUAAUAAAAAUUGUCCAGCACUUAAGGAGAAACCAAAGAUCUUUAUAAUCCAGGCCUGCAGAGGAGAGAGAAGAGAUAGUGGUGUUGAAACAGAUGAUGAACCCAUGGACUUGGAUGACAUAUCAGAGAAGAAGAGGCUGCCCACAUUCAGUGAUUAUUUCAUCAUCUAUCCUACCCAGGCAGAUCAUGUUGCUUUACGGCACCCCCGCACUGGUUCUGUGAUGAUCGAAGCAAUGACUGAAAUCUAUCAACAGCAUGGAAAUAAGUGGCACAUCGUUGACUUUUUCACCAAAGUGAAUAACAAGGUGGUGCACACGGAAUUUUUUCUACGCGAGGAACCAAUAAAAGUGUCGCUCGUCAUGGAAUCAACUCUAACUAGAUUCGUGUACUUUUGACGUCGGGACGGUUUAAGAAAUAAGGACUUUCUUUAUCAUAGACUUUGUAAAGAACUGUGAGGCUUUGUAGCAUAGGACAAAUGAGUGUCAUUUUGUCUUACUUUUGUCACUAGUUGUAUUUCUCUAAUUUGUUUUGUAUACGUAUGCUGUUUUUCUAAGAUUUAACUCCGCGUAUUUGGAGUUUGUAAAUAAUUAGACUUUUUUUUUUACUGAAUUUCUUACUUCCUGAACUGUUAUGAAAAUAUGGAAGUCCAGCCCCCAUGUGUGUACUGUUUUAUCAAUGUACUUCUCUUGCUGAUCACCCCUAUCUCUCCACUGUCAGUUUGGUGCUGGUGUUAAGCCACAUCUUCUUGGCUUAGUAUUCAGGAACUGUCUUCAUAUGGUCUUCCCCUGGCCCCCCUGUUUCCCCAUAUUGUUGUCUGACCUUGGGUAUCUCUACUUGUCCUUUGUGUCCUUGAUGCCUUCAUGUUUUCACCCCCACCCAUUCUCCAGCUUCCUCCUCGCUGCCUCAGUACCUUUGAACUGCUGGUUUCUGCCUGGAACACUCUGUUCCGCCCCAUAGGCAAGUCCCUUCUGUCCUUCCAAGUUUAGUUCAAGCAUCCUUGCAGGGGGAUGCUCUCCGCAGCCCCUCACGCUAGGUCAGCUCUUUUUCAGUAUUCAGAGACCCUCUGCUUUCCUUCUGUCGCAUUGAACACUACUGUACUUACAUGACUGUGUCAUGGCUCUUAGUCUCUCUCUCCGUUCAGUUAUAAGCUCCAAGAGGCAGAGGCCAUGGGUCUUAUUCGUAACUGUAUUCCAGCUUCCCUCUGUGCCUUAAGACAGAGAGAAGCCCUGUGAGAAAUGUUUAGCAAGUGACUGAUGCCUGUCUUUUCAUUAUUUUAUCCAUUCCUCAGACCUCACCUUAUUACCUCUAUGCCUAUCUAGCCACAUGCUAGUCAUCCCCACCUAUGUGUCCCAUGGCCACUU
Messenger RNA from Myotis davidii, 2048 nucleotides. Its product is annotated as caspase-14. The record is from RefSeq and is a predicted model, not a curated record. Gene Ontology annotation, biological process: proteolysis. NCBI's taxonomy places the organism in Eukaryota, Metazoa, Chordata, Mammalia, Chiroptera, Vespertilionidae. Gene Ontology annotation, molecular function: cysteine-type endopeptidase activity.